AUGAUGCUCCACCGCCGCCGCGUCUCCCUCGAAAUCGCCACAGACCGGACAAGUCACCACGUCGGAUGUCGCAUGAUGCGCCGUCUCCUCUGCCUGGAUGUCGAGAGCUGCAGCGGGUCUGCCCCGUCCGCCGUUUUUCUGCUUCGCUGGGCGGAUGUAGGCCUCGAGUCCGACUUGCGACGAUGGGCGGUCGGCCUCUGCUUCUUGCCGGCGACCUUGUCCGCGCCGCGGCGGACGACUGUCUCCGAAGCCCGCUGA
Messenger RNA from Colletotrichum spaethianum, 258 nucleotides. RefSeq lists its product as uncharacterized. The record is from RefSeq and is a predicted model, not a curated record. Bases 1 to 258 code for a protein of 85 amino acids. Lineage: Eukaryota; Fungi; Ascomycota; Sordariomycetes; Glomerellales; Glomerellaceae. The transcript has a single exon.